This is a messenger RNA of Ziziphus jujuba (common jujube), 1171 nucleotides long. Its product is annotated as zinc finger protein ZAT3. NCBI's taxonomy places the organism in Eukaryota, Viridiplantae, Streptophyta, Magnoliopsida, Rosales, Rhamnaceae. The coding region runs from base 17 to 1018 and encodes 333 amino acids. The record is from RefSeq and is a predicted model, not a curated record. The transcript has a single exon. Gene Ontology annotation, biological process: regulation of DNA-templated transcription. Gene Ontology annotation, molecular function: DNA binding; DNA-binding transcription factor activity.
UCCCCACACCCUCUCAAUGAACAAAGAUUCCGAUUUCCAUCUCCAAUUCCCCAUCUCACCCCCACACAACGACACCGUAUCCACCACUCCCACCGCCAUUGGAGACUUCUUAGCUUCUUCCUCAACUCCGGCGAAACGCCACGAGAAUCCGCGUCGGAAACGCUCCAAACUCAUACGAUUAGAAACUGCGGCAACUUCUCCUAUCGGCAUUUCGAAGCCCAAAUAUGGUAAGAAGCCCGACCCGACCGCGCCGAAGAUCACUAGGCCGUGCAGUGAGUGCGGCAAGAAGUUCUGGUCAUGGAAAGCCCUCUUCGGACACAUGAGGUGCCAUCCCGAACGACAAUGGCGAGGCAUAAACCCUCCUCCUAAUUUCCGGCGACCGAUUUCUCCGAUUAAGCUUCCGUCGAACAGUUCGGAACCACCACCACGACGGCCACCACUGGACUUGACCGAAGACGACCAUGAGGUCGCUGCGUGUCUUCUAAUGCUAGCCAACAGUCCACCAAGUUUCCCGAUCCCUCAUGAAUUCGUGGCAGUUAACGGCGCCGCCGGAAGUUGUCGUUUCGAGUGCUCGAGUUGCAAGAAAGUGUUUGGUUCUCAUCAGGCUUUGGGAGGACACAGAGCGAGCCACAAGAACGUGAAGGGUUGCUUUGCGAUAACGAAGAGUAAUACCAGCGACUGUGAUGAUCAGGUUGUUGAUAUUGAUGAAUUGGAUGAUCAAGAUCGUCAUCAUGAUGAUCAUGAUCAUACGAUGGGGACCCACAAAUGCAGCAUUUGUAUGAAGGUUUUCUCCAGUGGGCAAGCUUUGGGUGGUCACAAACGGUGCCAUUGGGACAGAGCUGGUGAAGAUCAGCAACAAGGAAGCCAUGGAGGAGAAGGAGGAGGAAAAGGGUUUGGUCAUGGUGGUGGGCUGGAUUUGAAUUUGCCUCCUGCUAUUCCUCUUGAAGAUGAUUUUUCAUCUUCUUAUUCUUCUUCCUCACCAGCUCUCAUUGCUUUGGAUUUAAGGUUGAGUCUUUAAUUAAUUAAUUAAUUAAUCAAAGACUUCUUCUUCUUUUUUAAUUUGAUGGGCAUUCAUGAAUAUUCAGCUAUAAGUGUUUCUAGUAGUUAUAGUAAUUCUAGUACAAUGGGUAUUAAUUUCUGAAAUUUGACAUUAGAUUGAUAUAUUUUUGAG